UCUGUGUACAGGUAGCUACUUUAUCUUUUGGCGCUCCUGUUUCUGCCGUAUGUUUGUACACGUCCCGUGGUUUGGAAAUUCGUGAUAAAAAACGAUACAAACAAUGAGGGUGGACGUGGUUUGUCACCUUUCAAAUAGUAAUCAAUCGGGGAGUAAAAGAGGAAUGAAAAGGGGUGACAUUAUGGCUAAGUUUCACUGUGAAGGGGAAGGAUCAACUUGUAGGGGAUUGAUUUUAGAGCCGCAACUCACAGUAUUCUCAUUAUUCAUUUCCAGCGAUAUGUUCGGAAGUGAACUUAAAAGUUGGAUGAAACACUCGACUUUGAAGAGUUUCUGUUGUGAAAUCAUGUACUUUUUUGUAUUUCAAAAUUUUCAUGAGUUAGUGACAUUUUCGCAUUAUAUCACCUGUACACGUAAAAUUGAGGGUUAAAAUGAUGGCUUCUAGUAAUGACCAUCUGUCCAUACCUCCACCAACAUCGAAGCCUAGACUCUCACCCUUAGACUUCAGGAACACAGAAUUGGUCUCCCGCUUACUAGCGGCAACUCCACCUUACCUUUACAAUAUGUCUCUCCUACCCAAUUCCUACUUCUUCAGCGAAAUGCUGCGGUCUUUGGUUCAAGCGAAGCAAGAAAAUGCGGCAAACGCAGAAAGCAUGAUGGCUUCAUCUAUACAUUCCAGGAGAUCCAGAAAACGCCCUUGGUUGAUAUCCAGACAAGAGGAAACUUCUAAGCACAUACCCAAAGUUGAAAAAAAUGAGAUUGCCGACUGGGCAAAGCCACCAGUCGAGAAGCCCAGUCCGAUAGAGCUAGUCAGAAAAUCGCCCAAUUCUAGAACACUAGAAGACUCGAAGACAUAUCUGAAAGAAAAGCAUGCCCCCUUUGAACAUGUGCAGACUGAUCAACCAAACCCUGGAUUAGUUCUACCUCCGGCACCUCCAAUUUGGUUUCCACCCAUAUAUCCUAGUCCAUAUGUGGACCCUCUACAUUUCUUCAUUGAUCUCAGGGUAUCUGGUCAUAUUUAUGAUAAGAGUCAAAAAGAUGCCGGCUUCGAUAGAUCUGCUAACAAAGAUUAUCCGUCAACUGUAGUCUCUUCCAAUUCGGAAUCAGAUCAAAGCCUCAACUCCGAAAAAAAUAACUUAUCUUUCCUACCAAGUAGGUAUGGAAGUCACAAAUCAGCAUUCUCAGUUCCGAAUCAAAAAUAUGGCAAUAACACACCCAUGAACUUGACGCAGUUGGACAGUGAUUCCAAAUGUACCAAAUUCGAUGUUAAAUCAAUGGGUUUCGAGAAAAGUACGAAUAGAACUGGGACAAAGUAUGUGGUUUCUAAUAUUGAAAGCAUUUACAGGAAUAUAAAUUCAACAGACAGGAUGAGUGAAUGCUCGCAAGAGAAGAGAUCUAAGAUGGAAGAAGAAAAAGGCAGUUUCUCCUUUCAAAUGUUCUCCGAUAAUAGUGAUUUGGAUGUUAGGGGACACUCGCCUGUGGAUGUUGUUGAUGGAGAAGAACAAGGAUAUAAAAUUGAUGUACAGACUUGAAUAAUCCAAUUUUUAUUCAUUUUGGUUAUAAUGUGAAUUAGCACCGAAUAUUGUAGAUAACGGAUAUAUGUUGUAAAACACGAAGCUUUCAGUAUAAUACAUUUCAAUUGUUAAUAAAUAAUAUUGUGUGAAUACUUUACGUAUGUCCAUUGUAUAUAUAUUGUAUAUCUUUUAUUUAUUAAAUUGUUUUUGAAUAGCUCAA
This is a messenger RNA of Harmonia axyridis, 1731 nucleotides long. RefSeq lists its product as uncharacterized. The record is from RefSeq and is a predicted model, not a curated record. Bases 429 to 1529 code for a protein of 366 amino acids. NCBI's taxonomy places the organism in Eukaryota, Metazoa, Arthropoda, Insecta, Coleoptera, Coccinellidae. The transcript is spliced from 2 exons.